AUGUUCUUCCACCACGGCAACGACGGGCGGUGCUCCGUGGUCAACGGGUUCUCCGGCGCCGCGACGCCUCUCCCCGAGCUGGCCGAUCUCCUGCGGUCUCACAUGGUAAAUCCCUGCGACGAGAAGAAGAUCGAGUCCAAGCGGUCUGAGAAUAUGAGGAUCAGGAAGGUGGCGAUGUCGUCCAUGGCGUCCUCGCCGAACCAUCAUCGCCUGCUGGCCGUUGUAGCCAGCAACUGCUCCAAAUCCAGAGUCUUUAUCUCCACGUGCCGACCGGCCGGCGAGAUCAACUCGUGCGUUGUGACGCAGGAGACAUCCACCAUCCUCGACAUCGCCUUCUUCCAAGGGAAGAUGUACGCGCAGGUCCAGAUAUUCCAGGAGCUCCUCGCCGUCGAUCUCACCGAUGGCUGGCUCGACAAGCCGACACCGCCGGGCGUCCGACCCCAAGUGAAAGCGUUCACAUCGUGGAUAUGGCCCCCUGACCUCCAACCGGAGAUGUAUCUGAAACAAUUCUCCCACGACAAUAACCCACAGGAGCAAGUACAGCAAUAUCUAGUGGAGUCCAACGGCAAGCUGCUGCUGGUGAGGAGAUAUUUCCGGGCCCCGCCCCCGCGAAUUGACCGCAAACAACAUUUAACUUGUCGGUUCGAGGUGCUCGAGGCGGACCUCGGGGACGGUCCCGGUCUUGGCCUGUGGAAGACGGCCCGCAGCCUCGAUGGCUGGGCGCUCUUUGUGGGCGCGGCGUGCUCCAAGUCUUUUCGUGCUAGCGACGUUGAUGGAGCUCGAGGAGAUUGUGUCUACUUCCUGCUCGACCAUGGCAAUCCCCUUGGCCACGCUGGUGUGUACAGUGUGGUGCACAGGACGAUUGUGCCGUUCAUGCGAGCUUCGCGGAGGGUAAGGCCAAGGAGAUGGUCAUGGGAUAGCCUGCGGUUUCCGGCAUGGUUUUUCCCGGUUGAAGUCUAA
Messenger RNA from Triticum turgidum subsp. durum (durum wheat), 960 nucleotides. Lineage: Eukaryota; Viridiplantae; Streptophyta; Magnoliopsida; Poales; Poaceae. The record is from the annotation of a GenBank genome assembly.